AUGACAGUUAAACGAUUACAUAUUAGAGCUUCAAAUAACUACAAUCUCGAGGAUUCCAUAGUUAUUCCUAUAAACACCAAUAAUCCCAUUGAAAUCAAUUCCCCUAUUGGAACUUUCAAAAUCAUCAUUAAUAUUAAACAAUUCGAUGGUUCAAAUCCUCAUCAAUCAAAUAGUUUAACCAAUAUCAAUGAUUCAACUUAUUUAAAUCAUGAACCAAUUGAUUCAUCCCAGGUUAAUUCGAUUAAUAUUAAAGAUACCCAACCUAAUUUAAGAAUUGAUAUUGUAUUUAAACCAUCCAUACCUAUUUCUGGAUCAGAAUUAAUCUUUGGUAAUGAUUUUACGGUUCCGAUUAGAAAUUAUGUCCCUACAACAAUCUUAGCUACCGGAUUGAAAUUCUUUACUUGGUUCAUUAAUAAAACCGUCAAGGGGGAUAUCUAUAGUGAUAAACCAUAUCUUUAUGGACUUGUAUUGAAUAGUUUUACUAAUAUGUCAAUUAUAGAUGAUAAUGAUGAAAUGAAAAUCUUUUCUGAUGAAGAUAAUUCAAAUUCAAGUGAAAGUAUUAGUGAUAGUUCCAAACCAGGGAUACUUCGAAAUCCAUUAUCAAGAAAGAAAACCAAGAAAUCUCUGAUGUUAGAUAGAAUCAAUCAUCAUGAGAAUUUAAAUGAUAAUAUUGAUAAUACUUUAAAGAUUCCGAAUCAUUCAAUCGAUAGAAUUAAAUUCUUUACUAAUAUUGAACCAUGUCAAGAAUUUAUCUUCACUCCAAAUGAUACUAAAUCAUAUUUUUUCCAAUUUGAUACUGAUUUUGUUAAAUUGGCUAAUUCAAGUUAUGCCGUAAGUAUCCCUACAUAUUGGAAUAAAACAUUUGAUAUUAAUGUAUCGAGUUUUGCUAAUGAUAAUUUAAAUAAUUUCAAUUGGGUUAUUAAACAAGGUGGAUAUGAUGGAGUUGAUGAUGGGAUUGUGGGGUUAAUUAUAAAUUUUGCAUUAUUAGAUGAGGAGGAAGAAGAAGAAUGA
Molecule: messenger RNA, 1011 nt
Organism: Scheffersomyces coipomensis
Lineage: Eukaryota; Fungi; Ascomycota; Pichiomycetes; Serinales; Debaryomycetaceae
Exons: 1
Coding region: 1-1011 (336 amino acids)
Source: RefSeq, a predicted model, not a curated record